AGCAGCGGCGGCGGGCUCGAUUCUUCCGAGAGCAGCAGUCAGCAUCCGAUUGUUACUCUGACAGUCUUUACCAGUGUCCACAUUACUGGGCCAGACAUUGAUAACCAACGUUUCCGAAAAGUGCAGUGGAGCUUCAAUCUAGUUGAAUCCUCCAUAUGUCGGAUCAUCGGCGGAAGCUAGGCACGCCUCCUUUCUACAGCAGUAGCUGUCCUAUUUUAGUUGAACCUCUGAGCUGACAAUCCAGAAUUGGCAAUGCCGAUACCAAGCAGCCUGAUACCAUCCCGGUUUCUGACACUUAUGGCUCAUUUAGUCAUUGUUAUCGACAUCUUUUGGUCCAGGGAGAACAAUGUUUUGGCCAGUCUUCCACCCACCUACACGUCUCUCCAAUAUCAAAACAGUGAUACAGAAUUAAUUGUGGCACUGUCAGUGACUCUGGGCAUGUUUCUAAUUGAGCUGCUGGGCUUCUUCUCUGGUGUUUCCAUGUUCAACAGCACCCAGAGUCUCAUUUCUAUUGGAACACAUGCCAGUGCCUCAGUAACUCUUCUCUUCUUCCUCUUUGAACAAUGGCCGUGCAGUACAUACUGGUGGAUAUUUGCUUUCUGCAGUGCUCUUCCAGCAUGUAUUGAAAUCAUUCUGAUGAUCGGAGUGUUUGGGCUGAAGAAGAAGCCAUUGUGAAUGUACUGAAACCCCUUAAAUAAAAAACUGGAAUCCAUCAGUAAAGUAACAAGAAUAGCGGAAGACAUGACUAAUCGCAAUGGAUCCCCACUCAGGAUUGUGCAGUGGACAAUGAAUACCAGCAACAUUUAGAGAGUUUCAGUGCCAGGGUACUUUAUAAAACAUGUAUUUCAUUGUCUGUAUUAUAUCUCCUUCCUCAUCAUAGAAGGUAUGGAUCUUAUGUUUUCUAAAUUGUUUACAUUAUAUGUUAUAUUACAGAACUAUGCAUCAGAUAAUUCAAUAUUGAACUUUUUUUUAGCAUCUUCAGUUUCAAUCAUAUCUGUCACAACCUGCAUUACGGAAGUGUACAUCAGUAUCUCAAUCUCAGAACAUGAAUAUCACAGUUUAUAUUACAGAACAUGUGUACCACUUGGAUCUCUGUUCUAGAAAAUGUAUAAUCAGUCUCCGUUAUAGAAAGUAUGCAUUGCCAUCUUCAUUAUCAUGCUUUGUGUUGGGGGUAUUGAGACGCCUUUUUGUUUAUAUGUUAACAGAUGAGACUUCAGGCCAAAGUGGUCAUAAUUUAGGAGUGACCUGUAUAAUGAAAGGGGAGCAGUCAGCUCUCUAGCAGUUCAGUUCAGAGCUGGUUGGGGGUUUAACAGUGAGCUGUUUGGAAACUCUCUCUCUCCUUCUGCCCUUCUAACUUCAACUUGUAAGCUUCUGUUCCAUUUUUUUAAACUAGUCUUUAAGUGGGGGUUGCUUAUUGGGAAUGUUGUGUAUAUCCGGAACAGUAUAAUUAAGUUUAGUUUGAAUAAUCUGAGUUCUGUAGGGGUUCUUUAUUCUGUUCUUUGUGUUCAAUUGUGUAAUUCUGUGAAUAUAUUUUUGUCUGUUUUAAAAUCUGGUAGACAUCCUAGCUGCCUUACUCCAGGUAAUUUUCACUGUACGCUUACUGAAACAAACUGCAAAGUUAUGGUCUGGGCUGCCUGCUUAAGAAUGUUUUGAGUGGUUCGGCUGGAUCCAUAACAAACUGGGGGCACUUUGUGGGAUAUUAAACAGCGAGUGGUAGGUGCUAGUGUCUUUAUUUCAGGUGUUGGUUUGGUUGGGUAGACAAAGCUUGGGAUAGUAAUGAUUCUUUCAGUCGCCAAAAGUUUUCUGGAUGUGGAUGCAGUGAUUUUGGAAGUUUUGCAAAAGGUGAAUAAGACCAAGCUGGAAUUGGACCUGCCACUUCUGUGAGGAAAGCAGAGAUAAUUACAGAAGUAGUUCAGCAUUUAAACUUGCUGGAGAAAUCAUCAGAAUCUCUAGAAAUGGCAGGAAUUUGAUUGCAAAUGGAGCAGCUUAAGUUGGAGGUGAGAGAUAUGGAAAGGGCAGCAGAAAUGAAACAGUUUGAGUUACGAUAUAAAGCGGAAGAGAGAAAAUGAAGAGCAACAGAACAGAGAGAAAAAGAGAGAGCAGCAGAAGAGAAAGAAAAAGAGAGCUUUUGAACUUCAAAAACUGACACCUAAAAAGGAAAGUCAGCUUAAAAGGCUGGAGAUAAAGGCUGAGGUAGGCUUAGUGAGGAAGAGAGUGAGGAGGAGCAAGACCCUGGUAGUCAGAAGCCUAGUGAGAAACUGCUUAAGUAUUUUCAUGCAUUGCCUAAAUUUGUUGAGAAGGAUGUGGAAGCCUUUUUCAUUUCAUUUGAAAAGGUGGCUAAACAAAUGCAGUGGCUAGUGGUAAUGUGGGUUUUGUUGAUCUAAACAAAACUUGUCAGUAGGGCUAGUAAGGUCUAUCAGAGGAGGUAUGUGGGGAGUAUGAGGAGGUGAAAAAGCCAUUUUAAGUGCAUAUGAGCUUAUGCCAGAAGCCUAUAGACAACAUUUCAGUAAUCUAAGGAGAGAUCCAGGUCAAACCUACAGUGAGUUUGAAAGGAUCAGAGUAAUUUCGAGAGAUGGAUAAGAGCUUUAAGAAUCAAACAAACCUAUGAUGCCCUUAGAGAGGUAAUUAUUUUGGAGGAAUUCAAAAAUUCACUGCCUGAACUCAUGUGGAAGAGCAGAGUUAAAACAGCAAGGUUAGCAGCUGAGGAUUAUGAGCUAGUCCAUAAAACAUGGUUUGGCUUCCAGAAUCACUUUCAGUCCAUGAGGGAUAGAAACUGGGGCAAAGAAAAAUCUUCAUGUGGAUAGGGAAAGUUAGAUCUCAGUGAAGAUCAUAAGGAGAACUUACCACAGGGUAAAAAUGAAACUCUUGAGGGGGACACAGAAGUUAAAAAGCUCCGGUGUUUUCAUUGUAAUAAAAUGGCCACACGAAAUCACAGUGUUGGUGGGCUAGGAGAAAGCCAGAUGGAGAAAAACCAGACAAGCCUGGGAGUUUUGUUGGACUAGUAGUAAAAAGCACAAGGGAUGUUAGACCACUGCAUCAGAAUGUACAAGAUGGUCAGAGGUUGGUUACGGAGGAAAUAUCAGAUUUGCUUAAUGCACGCGUAAAGUUUAUUCACAUAGACCAGGAAUAGCAGGUAAAGAAGGGACACAAGAUCCUCUCAGUCUGUAAUGCCGAAGGAUGAAGAGAUAUGUACUCCUAUUGUCAGAAAAGGUACUGGUAACAGAAAUUCAUGGUGAGACAAAAAGCACUCAAUUAUGUAAAGUGAGGCUAGAGAGUCCAGAGAACAGUGGAGAAUUUGUGGUAGGAGUACUGGACGAACUCUCAGCUCCAGGAAUACAUUUUGUCCUUGCAAAUGAUAUAGCUGAUUCACCAGUAGGUGUGCUGCCUAUUCUGUUUGAAAAGCCAGUGGAGAUGCAGGCAACUGAAGAAAGGAACGAUCUUUAUUCAGGAAUUUUCUCUGGUUGUAUGAUCGCAAGAUCACAGAGGAAAAGUUGAAGCAAGAGAGAUCAAGGGGCACAGAUAAGGCAUAGCUUUAUCCGAGACUUUUUUUGACCAGAUAACUGGGACAGAAAAGGAGCAAAUAGGUAAACAUGCAAGUAUUUUAGCUCUGCUAAGCUGUUCGAGUUACAGCAGAAAGAUUAGAACUUAAAAUAGUUAUAUCAAAAUGUGUGUUAUUACUUAACAAAUGAUGUCUUAAUGAGGCAAUUAAGGCCAUCACACACUCAAGCAGAUAAGAAAUGGGCAGUGUUACAUCAAACUGUUUGCCAGUAGGGUAUAGGAAGGAGAUGCUGUGAGUGUUGCAUGUGCUACCACUUGGAGGUCAUUUAGGAGUGAGGAAAACACAGACUAAAAUACAAAGACAUUUUUACUGGCCUGGAUGACACAAGGAUGUAGCUGAAUUUUAACAGAUGUGUCAUACAUGCCAGCUAAUCUGAAAACCACAGGUAGUAAUAAAAUAUAUAUCUUUAAUACCUAUUCCAGCAUUUGAGGAAUCUUUCAUAAGAUCUUGAAUGAUUGUGUAGGUCCCCUAUCUCAAGCAAGAAGUGGGAAUAAGUAUUUAUUAACAAUAAUGGAUGUGUCGACUAGAUUUCCAGAGGCAAUCCCAUUGUGCAACAUUACACCAAAAAGGAUUUUAGAAGAAUUACUUAAUUUUUUUUAACUAGAUAUGGACCACCAGUCAGAUCAUGGAUCAAACUUCACAUCCAAAUUAUUCAAGGAGGUUAUGGAUAUCUUGGGAAUAAAGCAAUUCAAAUCUACUGCAUACCAUCUGGAAUCACAGGGAACACUAGAGAGAUGGCAUCAAUCACUAAAGACCAUGUUGUGGGCUUAUGGAGAGGACUAUCCAGAUGAUUGAGAUAAGAGAGUUCACACCAAAUGAAUCAACUAAAUCCAAAGAACAGAACAAAGAAACUUUACAGCCCAGGAACAACGUGUUCCAAAUGCCCACCACCCUCUGUGUGAAGUACUUACCACGUAUAUCCCCCUUAAACUUUCCACCUCUCACUUUGAAAGCAUGACCUCUGGUUAUUGAAUUUUUCACCCUGGGCAAAAGCUUGUCUCUAUCCACCCUGUCUAUACCCUUCAUGAUUUUGUAAACCUCAAUCAGGUCGCCCCCCCCCCCCGCUCAUCUCCUUUUUUCUAGUGAAAACAAACCUAACCUACUCAACCUCUCUUCAUAGCUAACACCUUCCAUACCAGGCCACAUCCUCCUAAACCUUCUCUGCAUCCUCUCCAAAGCAUCCACAUCCUUUUGGUAAUGUGGCACCCAGAACUGUACACAGUAGUCUAAAUGCGGCCGAACCAAUGUCUUGUAAAUUUUAACAUGACUUGCCAGCUCUUAUACUCAAUACCCCAUCCAAUGAAGGCAAGCAUACUAUAUGCUUUCUUGACCACUCUAUCCACCUGUGCAGCAACCUUCAGGGUACAAUGUACCUGCACUCCCAGAUCUCUCUGCCCAUCAACUUUUCCAAAGGCUCUUCUGUGUACUAUAUAAUUCACUUUAGAAUUAGACUUGCCUAACUGCAUCACCUCACAUUUGUCUGGAUUGAAAUCCAUCUGCCACUUUUCCGCCCAACUCUCCAGUCUAUGUAUAUCCUCCUGUAUUCUCUGACAGUCCCUUAUGCUUUCUGCCACUCCAUCAAUCUUUGUGUCAUCUGCAAACUUGUUGAUCAUACCAACAGUGUCCUCUUCUAGAUCAUUUAUGUAUAUUACAAACAACAGUGGCUCCAAUAUUGACCCCUGUGGAACACCACUGGUCACCUUUCUCCAUUUCAAGAAACCCCCUUCAACUACUACUCUCGGUCUCCUGUUGCUCAACCUGUUCUUUAUCGACCUAGCUAGAACACCAUAUGACUUCACUUUCUCGAUUAGUCUACAAUGGGGAACCUUAUCAAACGUCUUACUAAAGUCCAUGUAUAUGACAUCAACAGCCCUUCUUUCAUCUAACAACUUGGUCACUUCCUCAAAGAACUCUAUCAAGUUGGUAAGGCACGAUCUCUCCCGCACAAAACCAUAUUGCCCAUCACCAAUAAGUUCAUUCCUUUCCAAAUAUAAAUAGAUCCUAUCCCUCAGUACCCUCUCCAGCAACUUCCCCACCACCGACAUCAUGCUCACUGGUCUGUAGUUACCCGGAAUAUCCCUACUACCCUUCUUGUAUAGGGGGACAACAUGAGCAACCUUCCAGUGCUCUGGCACCUCACCUGCAUUUACGAAUGCCACAAAGAUAUCUGUCAGGGCCCCAGCUAUUUCCUCUCUCGCCUCCCUCAGCAACCUGGGAUAGAUCCCAUCUGGUCCUGGGGAUUUGUCCAAUUUAAUAACCUCUAGCAUACCCAACACAUCUUCCCCAUUCAUGCCAAUGUGAACCAGACUAAUCAAACUUCUAUCUCUAAUCUCAAGAUUCAGCAUGUUCCUCUCCUCAGUGAAUACUGAUGCAGAGUAAUCAUUCAGAAUCUCACCCAUUCUCUCAGGUUCGUCACACAGCCUUCCUUCAUUAUCUUUCAGUGGACCAAUCCUUUCUCUAGUUACCCACUGGCUCCUUAUGUAAAGAUAAAAUGCUUUGGGAUUUUCCUUAAUUCUGCUCGCUAAAGCUAUUUUAUUACCCCUUUUAGCCCACUUGAUUCCUUGUUUAAGACUUGUCCUACUCUUCCGAUAUUCCUCCAGGGCCCGUUCUGUCCUCAGCUGCCUAGACCUUAUGUACGCUUCCCUUUUCCUCAUGGCUAGUCGUAUAAUUUCUUCUGUCAUCCAUGGUUCAUGAAUCUUGCCCUUCCUAUCCUUUGCCUUCAACGGGACAUGCCUAUCCUGCACUGCCGUUAACCUAUCUUUAAAACCUCCCACAUCUCAAAUGUGGACUUCCCUUCCAAUCCACAUUUCCCAGCUCCUGCCUAAUUUUGAUAUAAUUGGCCUUGGCCCAGUUUAAUACUCUUCCCUUAGGACCACUUUCUUCUUUAUCUACGAGUAUUGUAAAAUUUACAGAAUUGUGGUCACUGUUCCUAAAGAAAUCCCCCACCGCAACUUCUACCACUUGUCCCGGCUCGUUCCCCAGUACCACGUCCAAUAUGGCCCCUUCCCUCGUCGGACUAUUAACAUACUGCACUAGGAAACUCUCCUGCAUGCUUCGUACAAAUUCUACUCCAUCCAGACCUCACGCAAAGUGUAUCCCAGUCAAUGUUGGGAAAAUUAAAAUCUCCCAUCACCACUACCCUAUUGCCUUUACAUCUAUUCAUAAUCUAUUUACCUAUUUGUUCUUUUACCUCACAUUCUCACCUCACAUUCUUUUACCUCACAUACAGCCCCAACAGUGUAACUGCACCCUUAUUUCUCAGCUCCACCCAUAAUGCCUCUACCCAAGACCGACAUCGUGUCGUCCUUUAGCACAGCUGUAAUAUCAUCUCUGACCAUCAAUGCAACUCCACCCCCUCUUUUACUUCCCUCCCUGUCCUGUCUGAAACGUCUAUAUCCUGCAACAUUCAGUUCCCAAUCAUCAUGCCCUUCCUUCAACCAAGUCUCUGUGAUUGCAAUAAUGUCAUACUCCUAGGCACCAACCCAAGUCCGAAGAUCAUCUGCCUUACACAAUAUACUCCUUGCAUUAUUGUAGAUGCAUUUCAGGUCGCAGUUCUUUUGUGCUCACCUGCUCUCUGCCUACUCUUCCCUUUAUUAAUGCUAUCUUCAUGAUUCUUUCAGUCUGCAGUCUCCACCUCACUGUCUACUUGUUUUCUCUUCUGGUUCCCAGUCCCCUGCCACAUUAGUUUAAAACCUCCGCAACAGCAGUAUCAAAAACUCCCCAAGGACAUUGGGGAUUCAGUCCCUUUGAAUUUAUUUUUGAGAAGUAAGAGGGCCUUUAACAUUUAUUAAAGAGAAAUUAAUAAGUCAGAAUUCAGAGACCGCCCAUUUGGACGACGUGUCAAAUUUUAGGGAAUGAAGAAAAUAGAGCUGCAGAGUUGGCUAGAUAACAUUUAAAAGUAUCAGCAUACAAUGAAACAGGAAGUAUUGGUGUUACUUCCAAUAACAGGUGAGCCUUUAAAAGCAAUGUUUAGUGGGCCCUAUCAAAUCUGGAGGAAAUUGAUUGAGGUGAACUACUUAAUAACGACUCCAGACAGGAAGAAAUCUCACCAAGUGUGUCAUGUGAAAAUGCUCAAAAGGUAUGUUGAUAGGGACAACUGAUAUUUCUAAGUGGACCUGCUCAGAGGCUAUUGGCAAGUACCUCGGUCAGAGCAAAGGCAAUUUCAGCUUUCGUGACGCCAAAUGGACUGUAUGAGUUCAAAGCCCCCACACCAACCUACAUGCCACUCCUCAAGCCCCGCAUCCUAACAGCCCACACCCCAUUCCCCUGACCCCUCACCAGCCCACACCCCACUCCUGGCAUCCCUCCACCAGCCCACACUCCACUUCCCCGACCCCCCCCCCCCCCACUGGUACCACAUCCCACUCCUCACGCCCAUCACCAGGCCACACCCCACCAGCCCACACCUCACUCCCAGCAUCAGGUCCACGCCCCUGCACCAACCCAAACCCCACUUCCAGCACCUGCCCUUGCCACGUCAGAAAGUGCAAAACCUGCACCCACACCACUCCCCUCACCUCCGUCCAAGGCCCCAAAGGAUUCUUCCACAUCCGACAGAAAUUUACCUGUACCUCCACCAACAUCAUCUAUUGUAUCUUUUGCACCUGAUAUGGUCUCCUCUAUGUCAGGGUGACAGGAAGCCUUCUUGCGGAUCGUUUCAGCUAACAUCUCUGGGACACCUGCUCUAACCAACCCCACCAUCCCAUGGCCAAACCCUUCAAACUCCCCCUCCCGCUCCAUCAAGGCCAUGCAGGUCCUGGGCCUCUUCCACCACCAAACCAUUACCACCCGACGCCUAGAGGAAGAACGCCUCAUAUUCCACCUUGGGACCCUGCAACCACAUGGGAUAAACAUGGAUUUCAACAGUUUCCUCAAUUCCCCCACCCCCACAUUAUUCUAGUCCCCAGCCUCUAACUCGGCACCACCCUAUUGACCUGUCCAUUAACUUUCCCAUCUAUCCACUCCACCUUCCUCUCCGACCUAUCACCUUCUCCCUCACCAUCAUCUAUCUAUUGCACUCUCAGCUACCUUCCCUCUAGUUCCACCCCACCUCCCACUUAUCUCUCAGCCCCCUCCCCCCCACCCCGGCCGACAAGCCUCAUUCCUGAUGACGGGCUUAUGCCGGAAACGUCAAUUCUCCUGCUACUAAGAUGCUGCCUGACCUGCUGUGCUUUUCCAGCACCACACUCCUGACUACAUCAGUUCAAAGUCUUGCCAUUUGGUAUGAAAAAUGCUCCAGCCACAUUUCAGAGACUAACUAAUCAUGUCAUUGCUGGAUUACCCAACUGUGGGGUGUAUAUUGAUGACCUGAUGAUUUUUAGUCACUUGUAGAAGGAACAUUUACAGCAUUUAUUGGACUUGUUCAAUCGGUUUUGGAAGGCAGGCUUGGUAGCAAACCCAGCUAAAAGUGAAUUUGCCAAAGCCCGGGUCACUUUGCUGGGCCAUGUUAUUGGACGUGGACAAAUGGCCCCACAGGAUGCAAAAACGAAAGUAAUUGGGAAAUUUCUCAUACCGUCAACAAAAAAAUGCAGUACCAUGCUUCCUGGGAUUGAGUGGAUUUUACCAAAAGUUUGUGCCGAACUUUAGCAGUGUGGCUGCUCCACUCAUUGAAUUGUUAAAAAGGGGGAAGAUGUUUUAAUGGACAGCGGACUGUCAAAAGGCAUUUGAUACCCUAAAAACUGGGUUAACCACUGCCCCAGUAUUAGCCACAUCGGAUUACAUGAAGCCUUUCAAAGUGGCUUUCGAUGCCAGCGAUGUGGGUGUCGGUACGGUGCUCCUGCAGGAGAAUGACGAGAGGGUUAGAAAGACCCAGUGGGUAUUUUUCCAGGAAGUUGAACGUUCAUCACCAGAAAUUUUCAACGGUGCAGAAAGAGACUUUAAGCUUGGUGUUGGCAUUACAACAUUUCAGUAUUUAUCUUACCAGCAAUGCACCUGAGACAAUCGUAUACUCUGAUCACAACCCACUGAUACCUGUGGAAAGAUUUAAGGACAAAAAUGCCAGACUGUUUAAAUGGAGCUUGUUAUUGCAACCAUUCAUUUUGACAGUAGUGCAUGUGGCAGGUUACGACAACAUGUUUGCCGAAGCGUUAUCGAGGUGCGAAUGAUAUAUGGAGGCGUUUGGUGGCGGCUGUACCAUAGCCUGAAUUUGCACAUGGUUAUGAAUGGUUGGAAGUGUGCAUUUAGGGUAGUGUAUAUGUGUGUUUUAGAAUACUAACCAGUUUGUUUUUGAAGGGUUUUAAAAAAUCAAGCCAUCUUUUGAUAUUGAUAGUUGAUAUUUUUAAGGGGGAGGUGUCACAAAGCUGAUCCCUUUUUUUCUAGAAGCUGUUCCUUUUCUCAAGGAUACUGUGUCCUUGUUUUUGUUCAGAGGGGUCGUAAACCACUCCCGGUUCAGAGAUGACUAAUUUGGUACAGAGAUUAAAGGGUAUUGAGAUGCCUUUCUGUUUAUAUGUAAACAGAUGAGACUUCAGGCUAAAGUGGUCAUGUUUUAGAAGUGACCUGUAUAAUGAAAUUGGAGUGGUCAGCUCUCUAGCAGUUUAGUUCAGAACUAGUUGGGAGUUCAGCAGUAAGCUGUGUGAUAAUUCUGUCUCUCCUUCUGCCCUUCUAACUUCAAUCUGUAAGCACCUAUUCCUUUUUUUUAACUGGUCUUUCAGGGCAUUUGCUUACUAGGACUGUUGUGUAAAUCUGGAACAGCAUAAUUAAGUCAAAUUUCGAUAGAAUGAGUUCUGUUGGAGUUCUUUAUUCUGUUCUUUGUGUUAAAUCUUUGUUUUAAAACGUGUCAGUCAUCCUAGUUAUCUUACUCCGAAUAAUUUUCACUGUACAGUCAACCGUAACAAAUUGCAAAGUUAUGGUCUGGGCUUCUUGCUUUAGAUGUUUUGAUUAUUCUGGCCUAGUCCAUAUUAACACACGCAAACACACACUCUGACAUGCAUGCACACUUACAAGCACAACACUCUCCCCCAUACACACUCUCUCUCUCCACAUAAGUCUAUGGGGUGAAUUAGCAUUUGCAGAAUUCUAAUUACACAUACAUUCUAUUUUGUUCAAAAGGCACACAUAAAAUCCUAAGUUGUCUUGAGAAUGUGACUUGAAAGAAGUUCUGGGAUUUAUAUAUUAAUAAAUGCAACCCAUUCUACAAGCUGAAACACUUAACAGCAAUCCAGGUUUGUUCAAUAUAUUAUUUCAGUUGCAAGACACUGUGAUAUAUAUUCUAUGUCUUUUGACCCUGCUCCACAGCUACAUGAUGCAGGACCAGUGCUCCAAAAGCUACUGCUUCCAAAUAAACCUGUUGGGCUAUAAA
This is a messenger RNA of Hemiscyllium ocellatum (epaulette shark), 10856 nucleotides long. It is a transcript of the gene tmem107l, whose product is annotated as transmembrane protein 107 like. The transcript has 6 exons. Lineage: Eukaryota; Metazoa; Chordata; Chondrichthyes; Orectolobiformes; Hemiscylliidae. The record is from RefSeq and is a predicted model, not a curated record. Gene Ontology annotation, cellular component: MKS complex. Gene Ontology annotation, biological process: protein localization to ciliary transition zone; non-motile cilium assembly. The coding region runs from base 253 to 675 and encodes 140 amino acids.